This is a messenger RNA of Cryptomeria japonica (Japanese cedar), 4832 nucleotides long. RefSeq lists its product as uncharacterized. The transcript is spliced from 2 exons. Gene Ontology annotation, molecular function: protein dimerization activity. Bases 464 to 1135 code for a protein of 223 amino acids. The record is from RefSeq and is a predicted model, not a curated record. Lineage: Eukaryota; Viridiplantae; Streptophyta; Pinopsida; Cupressales; Cupressaceae.
GAACCCCUUGUGCUGAGAUCGUGAAGGUAAAAUUUUUAAGCAUUCUAAUCUCUACCUUAUGUUUUAAGUUUUAAGUUUUUAUUUUUAUUCGUAUUUUUCUUUUAUUUGCUUAUUUUCAUUUACAAUUUCACACUUACAUUAACUGAUAUUACAUAUUGUUUCACAAUAUUUGCAGUUCAUUGAGCCCUUGGUAGUUCUCCUACGUGUUGCUGACGGGGAGAAGCCUGCAAUGGGCUACAUAUACGAGGGCAUGGAUAGGGCCAAGGAGGGCAUCAGAUCUGCCUAUGAAGGGGAUGAGAGUAAGUAUCGUCCCAUUUGGGAUAUCAUUGACAGGAGAUGGCAGACCCAGCUUCAGAGGCCCCUUCAUGCAGCUGCUUAUUACCUCAAUCCGGCAUUCCAUUUCCGCCCUGAUUUCAAGGCGGAUGAGGCUGUUCUUAGUGGGCUCUACUCAGUGAUAGAGUGAAUGUCGCCUGGUCAUAGCAGCAAUAUAGUCCAGGAGCUAGAGGCUUUUUCUAAUGCUGAAGGGGAGGUCUUCUCUCGUAUGCUUUGCAAAGAAAAUCGGACAAAAAUGCAGCCAGAUAGGUGGUGGCAGAUGUUUGGUCCUAAAACACCAAAUCUUCAACAGGUAGCCAUUCGUAUUUUGAGCCAACCAUGCAGUGCUUCCGGUUGUGAGCGCAAUUGGAGUAUGUUUGAGCACAUACACUCCAAGAGGCGCAAUAGACUGUCUGUGGAGAGGUUGAAUGAUCUAGUCUUUGUUCAUUACAACCUCUGUCUUAGACACAAACAGGUUAUGGACCAUGACAGCACCCCGAUCACGCUAGAGGAGGUUGAUCCAGAAUCUGAGUGGAUCAGUGAGGCUACAGAUCCUAUGUUUGGUGAUGAGGACUUAGAUUGGAUCGACGAGGUAGAUAGAGAGGCUGAGGUUGUAGCCAUGGCAGAGGAGGAGGUUAGAGCGCGAGGAGAGCCAGAGCCAGAGCCAGAGCCAGAGCUAGAGCCAGAGCUAGAGCCAGACACAGCUGAUGUUUGUGAGGGUAGAAUGGAGUCACGGGCAGAGAGUAUGGCUGUUGAUGCAUCUAGGACCUACCUUAGGGUUAGACGCCUUCGUAGGAAGGACCCAAGCUCCUUUGAGCCAUAGACUUGUAGUUGUUUUACUUUUGAUAUAUGUGUGGAACUGGAACAUUUGAAUUUUGAUGUCAUGGAUUUGAUAUUCCAUGAGUUUUGUAAUAUUUUUACAUUUGACACUAUUUAUAUAUCUAUGGUUAUUGGUUGCUAUUUCCUUCAGCUACAAUUUGUGUUUAUACUAAUGUGAUCGAUGUAUACUUGUGUAUGUGAUCAAAUUAACUUCUAUUUGAUGAUGUUAUUGUGUAUUUAAGGUUUGUUUAAUAAAGGGUGCAUGAAACAAGUUUUAAAUCCUUAAAAAUCGCUAAAUUUCUUGGGUUUUUCACUUUGCUGAGUCCUAGCCGAUCCGAGUCCCGAGUCCUGAGUCGAGUCACCCUUGCCGAGUCCGCGUCGAGUCCGAGUCCCGUUUCUUUGAUCAAUACCCUCAACCUGUGAGAAACCCUUUGCAACAAGACGUGCUUUGUACUUUUCAAUGGAACCAUCAGCAGCAUACUUGGUGCGAUACAACCAGCGACACCUAACCAUCUUUCUGCCCUUAGGAAGAGGACAGAGAUCCCAAGUAUGAUUCCUCAUCAAAGAAGAAUACUCCUCCUCCAUAGCACAAUCCCACUCAGGACGACCGGUAGCCUCUGAAAACUUCUGAGGAUCAUUUGAAAUAGCAUGACUCAAAAGACUAGAACCCACAGUAUGAGAACGGGUACGACGAGUAUCUAAAGGAUCACUGGCCAGAGGACCUGCCGCCUUAACAGUAAAGCGAGCCCACUUGGGCAUCUGAGGUGGAGCAGGUGGAGGUGGGGAUGGUGGAUCAUCAGCACCAUCAUCAGAAUCAUCCUCAAAAAGAUCCUGAAGAGAUGCAGUGGAAGGAGUAGGCAGAGGAGUAGACACCGGAGUCGGGGUAUCCAUUGUGGGAAGGCGCUCAUCAAACUGAACAUCUCGUCGAAACAGGACCUCUCUGGAAUCAGGAUCAAACAACCUGUACGCCUUAACAUCCUCACAAUAGCCAACAAAAAUGAGAGGUCGGCUCUUCCGCUCCAUGGCUUUCCUCUGAGCAUCAGGAAUAAAAGCCCAUGCCUCACUGACAAACACUCGGAAAAAAGAAACAUCAGGCUUGUUAUGAGACCAAGCCUCCUCAGGAGUCAUAUGUCGAAUAGCCUUGUGAGGCAUCCGAUUCUGAAUAUAGUUGGUACACUUGACUGCCUCAGCCCAAAAAGACAAAUCCAUGGACCUGGACUGAAUCAUACAAUUCGCCAUCUCCCGUAAGGUUCUGUUCUUGCGCUCAGCGACACCAUUCUGUUGAGGGGUGUAGGGAACAGUAAACUGAUGCUGCAAACCAUGCUCAGUGCAAAAAUCUUUGAAAGCCUGGUUCACAUACUCCCCCCCAUUGUUUGUACGUAUCUUCCGAAUAGAACAACCCGACCGCUUCUCAACAAAUGUCUUGAAGAUUCAAAAUGAAUCAAAGACAUCAGACUUGUACUUAAGAAAGUACACCGAUGUGCGUUUGGAGAAGUCAUCAAUAAAAGUGAGCACAUACUUGGCCCCAGAACAAGGAGUGGGAAAUGACAUGAGAUCACUGUGAAUCAACUCCAAGAGUGCCAAAGCACGAGGGGCUCUUUCCUUUGGAAAGGGAUCUCUGUGAUGCUUGCUUAGCACACAACCAUGACAAACACCAUCAGUGCAGGAAAUCUGUGGGAGCCCAAGAACAAGUGCCUGCGUACUCAUCUGUUGAAGAUAUCUGUAAUUGACAUGGCCCAAGCGCUCAUGCCAAAGCUUACUCACUGAAUCUGCAUGGGCUAUAAGAGACGAACCAACACCCAAAGAGGGCUCAAAUCCAUCAAAUCUGUAUAGACGAGAAGCAGUAUCAACACUCCCAGUAGCAACAACUAAGUCAGAAUCAUGGAGGUCCUGAAUAACCACAUCAUGUGGUGACAACUCAACUGUCUUACCAGAGCCAUAGUGACAACUCUGAUAAAUGGAUAGAAGUUUCGUCAAGAUGUCAGGAACAACCAGAACAUCCUGCAGAGUACCCCCCAUCCAAUGAGACAGAACCUGAACCCAAGACUGAAAGUUGAACCGAGUCACCCACUGCAAUCUGUGAAGUACCACAAGAGGCAAGAGAAACAACCAACUACUGAGUGUGAGUCAUAUGGUGAGAAGCACCAGAAUCUAGAAUCCAUGUGGACCCAUAGGUCGAAGCUCGAGCAUGACCUUUCCCUGUGGAAGGAGAAGAUGCCUGAGGUGAGGAGAUGUGAUGUUGCUGCAUGGCUUCCUCUAAAGCCUCUAAACACUUCCAACACUUGGAAACGGGAUGUCCUUCCUUGCCACAAAAACUACAAGUAUCUCCUGAUUUCUUCUUAGUCUUGGAGGAAGACUCACUAGAUUGUGAAGAUUUCCCAUGCUUGGGAGGAAAUGGUGGUUUAGAUUCAACUUAUGAGCAGGCUUGGAGGGAUUCUCAUUACCUGCAGAAGGCUUCUUCGGCUUUGAUUUCUGCUUUUGUUUUUCCUUAGAGGACUGAGCAACCAAUGCUUUGUUCUUGGAUCCUGAAAGCAUAUCCAACUGAGAAAGAUGAGACUGCUCACGAGACAAACGCUCACAAAAGACAUCAAAGGUAGGCAUGGUGAAACGAGCACCCAAGCCAUCCAUGGUGGAGUAGAAAGUAGAGGCAAAAAACUGAAAAUGACCCCGAAGCUUCGAAAUAAUCAAAUGAAUGCACUUUGUGUCCGUCUUGAUCUUGCCACAACCCUGAAGAACAGAUCUGGUAGUCUUGAACUUGUUCAAGAAAUCCUCAAUGGUGGGAAAGGAAUCAGGUGACAAAGAAACCAACUCCGCCUCAAUCUGCAAUGCCUGAAUCUCAUUGACCCUCCCAAAGAGAGAAUCAAACUUCAACCACAUAGCUCGAGGAGUGAGCAACUCAUCAAGGUGAAAUAGAAGAGUGUCUGAGACAUGCAAGGAGAGCAACCCCAUGGCCUCAUCCAUCUUGUUCAUGUGUUGAAGAAGCUCAUAAGGACGUUGCAAUACAGGCUGAACCUCAUCCAAACAAGACCACAACCCUCGUGCCUUGAGAAGCCUCGUGAUGCGGGGCUUCCAGGUGUGAUAGUUGUGUGAAGUCAACAACUCAACUGAAAGAUUUGCCAUGAGAACAAAACUUUGUAUCUGCACCUGCACCUGCUUGGUUUUUUUUAUUAUGUGAUCUUUCAGAAUAGAUAGAAGAUGCAGAAGGGUUUGUUUGUUUUCAGAGUUUUGGUGUUUUGGAUUUCUGAUAUAAAUGACAGAAAGCAAGAAAAAAACACCCCCCCACAAUAGAUAAACCCAAACCCUAGUACAUACUGAUGAGAAGGAAGUAGUGCAUAAGCAAAAAAAACUUCAAACUGAUAUCUCAUGUACCUGAUGAAAAUUCUGAGAAAAAAGAUCACAAAUCUGAAUAGAACAUGCUGAGAGCUUUCCAACGCCUAUUCGUUUUCGAAAAACGGAGUCCGUUUGCCCAUUCUACGGCCCUGGAAGUGCAGAAAAGAAGCCCGACUUUGACUGGAAAAAAGUACAGUCAAACAAAAGAUUCGGAAAAUAAAUCCAACUCCACGACGUUUGGCUCAGAAUCAGCUUUCUGACGCCUAUUCGUUUUUCAAAAAACUACUCCAAAUGUGAAAGAUAGGACCAAAAACCAACCCCCCCUCAAAAAAGGCUAGAGGGUGGCGAAGCCAAGAGGAGGUGGCCGGAGG